AUGGACCGGCUCUGCUUCACUAAGCUCUCUGUUUUUGCCGUGAUUCAGUUUAAACAUGUUCUAUUUGAUUUCGUCUAUACUGAUCAUCCUCCCGACCUGAGUGAACGGACGAUACCUGAAUAUUUUCUGAAGGUGUUGCAAGUUCAAGCACACAGUGAAUCUUGCAGAUCUGCUCGGUUCAUCAACAAUGGCCACGCCAUUUUGACGGGGUCUCCCGACUGCUCAAUUCUUGCAACUGAUGUGGAAACUGGUGCUGCUGUUGCUCGCCUCGAAGAUGCUCAUGGGUGUGCAGUCAAUAAGCUUAUCAACUUGACGGAGUCCACAGUUGCCUCUGGAGACGACGAAGGCUGUAUUAAGGUGUGGGAUACCAGGCAACAAUCUUGCUGCAAUUCUUUCAAAGUUCAUGAAGAGUACAUUUCUGAUAUGACUUUUGCAGCCGAUUCCAUGAAACUCCUGGGAACUAGUGGAGACGGGACUCUUUCUGUUUGCAAUCUUCGAAGAAAUAAAGUCCAAGCUCAAUCUGAAUUUUCAGAAGAGGAGCUACUGUCUGUGGUUAUCAUGAAGAAUGGUCGGAAAGUUGUUUGCAGCUCACACAUUGGGAAUCUAUUAUUGUAUUCAUGGGGCUGUUUCAAUGAUUGCAGUGAUCGGUUUGUUGAUCUCUCUCCAAAUUCUGUUGAUGUUUUGCUGAAGCUUGAUGAAGAUAGGUUGAUCACUGGAUCUGAGACUGGACUUAUCAGCCUAGUAGGUAUAUUACCCAACAGAGUCAUCCAACCAAUUGCAGAGCACUCAGAAUAUCCUGUUGAGGGUCUUGCCUUUUCCCAUGAUAAAAAGUUUCUGGGGAGUAUAGCACAUGAUCAGAUGUUGAAGCUAUGGGAUAUGGAUGACUUAUUGCAAGAUUCUACAAAGACUUUAAAGCAUCAAGCAGCUGUGGAAGACAGUGAUAGUGAUGAGAUGGAUAUGGAUAAUAAUCCUCCAAAGUCUAAGAAAGGGACAAAGAGGAAAAAUGCAAGCAAAGAUCAUGUUUCGGGCAGUUCAAACAAUUUUUUUGCUGAUUUACAGAUGGAUGGUUGA
Messenger RNA from Prunus armeniaca (apricot), 1071 nucleotides. The record is from the annotation of a GenBank genome assembly. Lineage: Eukaryota; Viridiplantae; Streptophyta; Magnoliopsida; Rosales; Rosaceae.